This is a messenger RNA of Bemisia tabaci, 1147 nucleotides long. RefSeq lists its product as uncharacterized. The record is from RefSeq and is a predicted model, not a curated record. NCBI's taxonomy places the organism in Eukaryota, Metazoa, Arthropoda, Insecta, Hemiptera, Aleyrodidae.
UAGCGUCAAACGCAUCCAACCGCUUCGUUUCCGCGAACGAACGUGUUUCAAUACGGGAAGAUUUUUUCAUUUUCUAUUUGCCGAAAACCACGACAUACACGCGUUUAGCUUCAUCCUGAUUUUUGUUCGUUAACAUUUCUCAUUUGACUUAGGUGGAGUGUAGAGGACUCUCUGAAGAUGUUUUGUCAAGCUGUGCUAGUCCUUCUCGUAUCCAACUGCAUCCUGCAGGGGACGACAGAAAGCACCGAGGAAACUUCCAGCCUUGAAUAUGACAUAAAUGACGGUCUGAUGAUGAUUGACACGAGCAACGACGAGCAAGUGAUGGCGAAGUUUGCGGAAUUCAAAAAUAUUUUCACUAGAGACUACGCGGACGCUGCGGAGGAGGAGAAAAGGUUUAAGAUUUUCAAAGACAACCUCAUCAAGGUCCAAAAGUUGAACGCAAACCCCAACGAUGACGCCAUUUACGGCAUCAACGCAUUUUUCGAUCUAACCCCGGAAGAAAUGAGAAUGCGCACCGGAUUGAGACCGCCUCAACCUAAAACUUGAUCUGGAAAACGUUCCCUCACCCUCAGAAUGCAUCCUGGAUUAAGAAUCAAGAUUUACCAGGAUAUUUUCUCUGUCUGAUUUCUCAAUUACAGAGUGGUAACUUCUCGUGGCUAUGCAAAUAAAAAGUUUUGGUACCUCAAUAACUCAUAUCAAAACUCUUUAUACCAGUGUUACAUUUUUACUGUUACACUUCAGUGGUGCUUAAAAAAAAGAAUAAACAUUUAUGCCGCUCGCCAGUAGCAAUCACUGGCAAUCAGCAACUUGUUUCGAUAAAUUGGAAUCUUCCUCAUUCAAUCUCGCCUUCAUUUUUCCGCGAUACUCAACGCACAGUCACGAACUUAGUUAGGUUGUCUAUCCGACCUGAAAUAAACUGAAGACACUGAUUUCACGACUUUCUCGAGCGAGUGUCCUAGAUGCCACCUUGUUUUAACGGAAGAAAAAUCGCCUACGUCAACUUAAUUAAGAGGCAACAUAAUCAAUACUCUUUUUAUGCUCCUGAAUUUUUUCAUCUUAUGAUUUUGUAUUUAUCACACCAAAGUCUUGCAAAUUGCCAGCGAUUGCUAAUUGCCUACGGCAUAGAGUUCGAUUAUAUACCCCUCAA